Molecule: messenger RNA, 2394 nt
Organism: Westerdykella ornata
Lineage: Eukaryota; Fungi; Ascomycota; Dothideomycetes; Pleosporales; Sporormiaceae
Exons: 5
Coding region: 1-2190 (729 amino acids)
Source: RefSeq, a predicted model, not a curated record
AUGUCUCUACUUUUCCACAGGUUCACCAUUCUUCACCCGGCAACGCGGUUGUGGCUUCUCAUGCGGUACGACAACUGGGAUGCCAUCCUCUUCCCUCGGGACUCGCACAUCCCCAUACAAGAGUUCCGUACGGCUUGCUAUGUGACCUACGACGAGUAUGGCCGCCAGCUACCAACUCUCACCUGCUACAUUGCCUCUCUUCCUCCGGCCGCGCCCUUCCGCAUCUCCAUCCACUCCUGGGCUGUGAAGACGAUGCCCACUGCCGUUAUUGAGUCCAGACGUAAGCCUAAUCAGCGUGUCGUCUACACCGUUUCAGUGAUUGUGGAUGGCACCAGGGUCUUCCAUGACAUCUACAGCCUCUCGUGCAAGUGGCCACAGGAGAUUGUGAACGAGAAACGAUCCAUCGCUGGGCCAUCCCAGCAAUCGAGCCAACGCCGACCUCCCCUCGAGUUUCCGCCUUUCCGCCACAACGUGCUGAUGCAGAACUGCUGGGAUCCGCGCGAGAACAGUGGACGGAUUAGAGUUCUGCUCUCAGAGCAGCUGGUCGGCCAAUCGGAGGGUUCCACGGACCUUGAGUAUGGUGCGACGAAUGAUAUUGUAUGCUUUCUGUUUCAGCAUGCUCCCAGAGAUAUACUAGAGCAAGCUGGCAUUGCCUGGCCAAUCCGGAACCCGCUCUAUUUACCGUCUGUCAUGAGCGAUGCACAUGCACCUCUCGCGCAACCGCCACCAUCAUGCCGCAUGUCGUACGGCUCGGUUCCCGAGGGCUCGACUAAAGCCACCGCCUCGAAGAAAUUCUCAUCCCCUUUUCAGCGACCUCCGAAUCCGGAACCCGGAUCUCGACCGAAUACAGCGCCUGUCCCAGACAUCUCCCAGUUCCCUAAACCGCCGGGACAUGACCGGGGACGAACACGAGAUCAGGGGUGGGAAGAGUUCAUAGCCGACUCAGUCGAAGGCUCGAGCGUGGAGGAGUCUACAAACUGGUCUACCCUACGUGCUAUCUCUAAGCCAGCAACAGAUUCAAUGCCCGAAUGCAACAAUGCAUCGCCACAUCUAUCCGCACAAAAGGGUACUCGGCAAAGUCAGCGUAAAAUCGAACAAGCGAAAAGAAAAAGAGGAAGAAACGAGCCUCAAGGCAAGACAGAUGAUGAGAGGAGACAUGUGUAUGUGACCUUCAGAGAGGACCAGCUUGGAAGGCUUGUGGAAGCUUUCAGCCCUCCAAAACCAAUUCACAAUCCACAUGUCCAGCAUGGACAUAGCCAAUGCCCACAUCGAGGAGUCCCUCAUCCCUCUCCUGUAUUCCCGCCUCACAAGGAAAAAGUGCAAGUGCCAGCGAACUUGCGCCCUUCACCAUCAGCACUGGAGCGUAGGGCCACUCGGAACGACUUCAUCAACACUGCAUAUACCUCGCACGUAAAGGGGCAUGCCAGAGGGAAAGGGUCAAUGACAGGGCUUAUAUGUGCCGAUGAUGAGAGUGACACCAGAAAUGUGAGCGAGAUUCGGGGUCACGGGUCAUAUCCAGCGGGUAGCCACGUCUCAACCACACAUCCCUUCGUGCAGAGACAUUUAUGGGAAUCCUCGAACUUGACGGAUGACGCAUGGGCAACUGACGUCGACAUGCGCGAUGCCCCUACCAUGUUCACCAAUACGGCUCGCCUUCAAAACUCACUCCAGCAGCCCACUUCUGCUGGUAUCCACAGCCCUGUUCCGCCACCCAGUGCUCAUGGAAGUAUCAAAUCCAGAAAAGAGGGCAUGCGCAUGGAAUCCCCAGCUGCAGUACCUGAGACUGCUCCACAUGAUCAGGGUCUGGUUCCUACUCUGGAUGAGACCACCAACUCGCCAUCGGGAGAGGAAGCCGUUAUGCCCAGGGCUCCCGCCCCGACCCCAGCAUCAUUCGCGCAGACUGAUAGUACUAGUGCCAUGGCUGAAUUAGAGAGAGUGGAAUCGGAGUUGUUCACUGCCUUGGGAGAGGAAUUGAACAGCUUUAACAAGGAGAACGCGAGCCCAUUGGCAACGGCGGCCACCGAUGUUGACAUUCUUCCUGGACUUGAAGACUUCAACAGCCCCCCGGCGAAGAGAAGGAGGCCGGAUGUAUUCGGCGGGGAGAGUGAGAGCGGCCGAUGCAGGGAGCCGUUGGCAGAAACGAGGAUGGACAGAGGGAAUCUGCAGGCUCCGCAGAUGCGCGGUGGUUGAAGAGCAUGAAUGGCAGAGAUAAAUUGCUUCAGAAGGGGACGACGACAUUGGAAUAACGAGUUUAUCUUGGCUCUACUUGGCGAGGUUAUAGGGCAUCCUUUGCGUUGGGCUAGUUGCUGCAUAGCGAGCAUGUGUCUUGUUUAACCCUAUGUUUUCUCUUUCAAGAUGAAGGAAGGGAAAUGGCUAAGAGGUUGCAGUGUUGGG